AAACCAAGCAAAGAAGAGAAAGAGACAGAGAGUCGUCGGCUUGUUCCCGGAGAGGAAAACCUCGCCGCCGGCAUCGACCGGCCGCCCCCGCCGUGACAGGUGAGAAUCGCGGCGCGUUUCUCGCUGCUUGCUUCGCCCGCCCGUUGUUCCCCUGGUCCUAAUCGGAAGCUGCCGCGCUGCGCAGUAGACGCGCGCAUAGCUGCUGCGGAAGCCAUCGAUCGAUUCCUCAAUCCCCAGCACUUGUUACCGAAUCGCCCGACCCAACUUGGAAUUCCUAGGUUUCCAUCUCCCCCCGAGAGCUCCGGACCACCGCGCGAGCAGGAACCAGAAGGGUAAUGGACAGAGGAGGCGACGGCUCUGAUCUGGAGCUGCAGAAGCAACAAUGGGCGAGGACGCAGGAUGCGCUCAAGGGCAGGCUCGUUCUCGAGGAUGAUUUCGAGUGGUCUUUACCUUCGGUGAGCUCGAACUCGGACCAGAGUGAUGCCAGGGGCAAGCUGAAGUAUAUAGGUGGGGUUGACAUUAGCUUCCUCAAAGAAGACCCUUCCACGGCGUGUGCCGCGGUGGUGGUUCUGGACGCCGAUGCCUUGGAAAUCGUCCAUGAGGAGUUCGAUGUUGUCCGGAUGCAAGUGCCGUACAUUCCUGGUUUUCUUGCUUUCAGAGAGGCUCCCAUUCUUCUUGGACUCCUGGAGAAGUUGAAGAUCAAUGCUCAACAUUUCUACCCUCAGUUACUCAUGGUUGAUGGAAAUGGGUUACUCCAUCCACGAGGUUUUGGUUUAGCAUGUCAUCUCGGUGUCCUUGCAGACCUGCCGACCAUCGGAGUUGGAAAAAAUUUGCACCAUGUGGAUGGUCUUGACCAAUCUGAAGUCAGAAAACAGCUUGAAGGAAAAGGAAACUGCAAUAAGGAAUGUAUUUCAUUGACUGGGCAGUCUGGGACGACAUGGGGAGCGGCAAUGUGUUCAUGCCCUGGUUCAUCGAGGCCAAUCUACAUCUCAGUUGGUCAUCGCAUUUCGCUUGACUCUGCCAUUGGGAUAGUGAAAUACUGCUGCAGAUAUCGUGUUCCAGAGCCUACACGCCAGGCUGAUAUACGAUCGAAGAGACCUACAUAGACAACGUUGAGAUGGCUUCAACUUUUCUCUCUGUCAUUUGCAAGAUCCUUGUCAUUGCUGUAGUUUGUGCCGCCCUCCUUUUCUCAUCAGGAACGGCGCAGUACAUGUGCAUGGGCAAAUGCGCGGACAUACCCGACUGCGACAACUACUGCAAGACGAAGGGAGUGUACCCCAAGGGAGGGGUGUGCCUGCCCCUCCACCAUUACUGCUGCUGCUACAUUUAGCGGGGUCGGAGGACGUCCCCUUUCCGGCUUUCCCCAUGAAUUUUUGUUAUCAGUCCUCGAUGGCACCUAAAUAAAAUGGAAACACUUUUAUGAAAUUUUAGGGAACUCGCGAUGUUUCUUUAGAAAAGGAGGAUGACCCCCGGCCUCUGCAUCUGGGCGAUGCAUACGGCCAUUUUAUUAAUUAUUCU
Molecule: messenger RNA, 1518 nt
Organism: Triticum aestivum (bread wheat)
Lineage: Eukaryota; Viridiplantae; Streptophyta; Magnoliopsida; Poales; Poaceae
Product: endonuclease V
Exons: 10
Coding region: 336-1106 (256 amino acids)
Biological process (GO): DNA repair
Cellular component (GO): cytoplasm; nucleolus
Molecular function (GO): RNA endonuclease activity producing 5'-phosphomonoesters, hydrolytic mechanism; single-stranded RNA binding
Source: RefSeq, a predicted model, not a curated record